This is a messenger RNA of Phaeoacremonium minimum UCRPA7, 1026 nucleotides long. RefSeq names its product putative mfs general substrate transporter protein. The transcript has a single exon. Gene Ontology annotation, molecular function: transmembrane transporter activity. The record is from RefSeq and is a predicted model, not a curated record. Gene Ontology annotation, biological process: transmembrane transport. Bases 1 to 1026 code for a protein of 341 amino acids. Gene Ontology annotation, cellular component: membrane. NCBI's taxonomy places the organism in Eukaryota, Fungi, Ascomycota, Sordariomycetes, Togniniales, Togniniaceae.
AUGUGGUAUAAACAAAGAGAGCGGGCUACUCGGAUCGGCUGGUUCUACGCUGGGAAUCUAAGCACUUCGGUUGUGGGAGGAGGCGUUGCCUACGGAGUUACAUUUUUUGAAGGCUCUAUCGAGCCGUGGAAAUUCUUAUACCUGAUCCUUGGUGCCCUCGCUAUCAUCAAUGGUAUUCUGGUUGUGCUGUUUCUCCCUGACUCGCCUAUCACUGCUCGAUUCUUGUCAGAAGACGAAAGGAUCGCUGCGCUCGAACGUGUCCGUCUUGACCAAGCUGGCACUCACAACAAGCACAUCAAGAGAUAUCAAAUCACCGAGACCUUCAAAGACAUUCGCUCCUGGAUCAUGUUCCUAAUCAUCAUGUGCAUCGGCAUACCGAAUGGUGGGAACUCUGCAUUCAGCAACAUCAUCACAAAGAGCUUUGGUUGGACGUCACGUCAAACCCUGCUUCUUGACAUGCCUCGUGCCGCUAUCGGCGGGUUUGCAGUCGUCGCUGUGGGAUGGCUCUCUGACCGCCUCAACGAUCGUAUGACCCUGAUUCUCAUAUUCAUGCUUCCAACGCUUAUCGGCAUGAUUAUCAUGACCACGAUGCAGUACGCUGGUCAGAAGGGAGUGCUUCAAUUUGCCCAGCUAUUCCAGAAUCUGUCCGCUCCGUGUUUCCCUCUUUGCUACGCGUGGAAUGCAUCUAACACUGGUGGUCAUACGAAGAAGGUCACUGUCAACUCAUUCACGCUCUUCACCUUCGGCGUAGGUUCAGUAGUUGGCACCUAUAUCUUUCUACCCAAAGAUGCUCCCGGCUACAUCCCCGGCAAGGCAGCUAUUGUUGUUCUAACUGCGAUUAUGAUGUGUUGCUGUGUCGCGAUGGCUUAUGUCAACACACGCUGGAAUAGGCAGAAGAAGAUCGCACUUGAGAAGCUCAUUGCUGACAACAAUUGGACCGAGGAGGAUGUCGCGCGUGAAAGAGAGAAGGCCGCGUUUCUUGAUCUGACUGACCGAGAGAAUGUCUUUUUCGUUUACACGCGCUAA